UUGCCUUUCUAUUAUUCAAAUAUAACAAGAACUGUGAUGUCCCAACUAUCUGGGGUCAGCUACUUGGAUCUUAUCUUGCCAGCAAGCUCAACAGCAAGCCUUUUCAUUCUACGAGUACAAAGCCGUGCAAUCCAAGCAGCAGCUCAUCCUCUCCCCCAAUUUGAGAUCUCCUCACAUGCCACCCCACUCGAACGCAGGCCAAAAGCCUCCCUCUCUCUCAUUCGACCCGACGGCAUCUGUCUUCUCACUCCUGCCAUGAGGCUUCUCCUCCUCCUUGGCAUCUUACUGCUGCCGACAGUGGCCUCGCCAUGUCAUUUCCCGGCCAUCUUCAAUUUCGGCGACUCCAACUCCGACACCGGCGGCCUGUCGGCCGCCUUCGGCCCCGUCCCCUGGCCCUACGGCGAGACCUUCUUCAAGAUGCCCGCCGGGAGGUACUCCGAUGGCCGCCUCAUCAUCGACUUCGCCGCCGAAAGCCUCGGGUUGCCGCACAUAAGCGCGUUUCUGGACUCGGUCGCCGCCAACUUCAGCCAUGGCGCCAACUUCGCCACUUCCCUGUCGACGAUCUUGCCGCAGAACGUCACGCUGGCUCGCGGCGGCUACAGUCCCUUCUCCUUGGACGUGCAGCUGAAGCAGUUCUUGCAGCUCAGGCACCGUUCUCGAGCAGUGUUCAGGCGAGGAGGAGUCUUCGGCCAUCUGAUGCCCAAAGAGGAAGACUUCGCCCGAGCGCUCUACAUGUUCGACAUCGGUCAGAAUGAUCUCACCGCGCUCUACUUCCAGAACGUGUCCGCAACGCCGUACCUCUCAGCUGCACUGAAGGAGCUCUCAAGAGUUGUGCAGAAGGUGUAUGAGAAAGGAGGGAGGUCGUUCUGGAUCCACAACACAGGCCCCUUGGGAUGUCUUCCCUAUGUGCUGGUCCGCGUGCCGCCGGCGGCCUCACGGUUCGACUCCUCCGGCUGCUCCAUCCUCUUCAACGCACUGGCCGAGCAAUUCAACACGAUGCUGAAUGAAACAGUAGCGCAGCUCCGGAAGCACCUCCCUCUCGCCUCCUUGAUCUUCACCGACAUCUACUCCGUCAAGUACUCCCUCUUCCGCCGCGCCGCGAUUUACGGAUUCGAGCGUCCGUUGCGAGCUUGCUGUGGCCACGGCGGCGGCGCGUACAACUUCGACGCUGACGUCUGGUGCGGCGACACGGCGGAGGUGGACGGCACGAGAGUCCUGCUGGGGAAGUCGUGCAGGAAGCCAUGGAAGAGGAUAGUUUGGGACGGAGCUCAUUACACUGAGGCUGCAAACAAGUGGGUAUUCCUUCACAUCUCCGGCGGGGAGUUCUCGCACCCUUCGGUUCCUCUGAGCAUGGCAUGUGGGAAGAAGACGCCCACAACAUAAUGCCUCUUUGUUUGCAUGGAUUUUGCUGCACCAUUGCAUGGCUUUGGUAGUCUUCUUCAGAAUAACGCUAUGAUUUCUUUUUCUUUCUUUCUUUCUUUCAUAGAUUCAUGGAUUAUUGUCAUAUUCACAAGACAAAAUUUUUUGUUGGUUUAGAUCAGAUUGGGUCCAUUUGAAUCCAAAAUGCCAUAUGGGAUGAUGAUGAAUUCAUGAAAUA
Molecule: messenger RNA, 1597 nt
Organism: Musa acuminata AAA Group (dessert banana)
Lineage: Eukaryota; Viridiplantae; Streptophyta; Magnoliopsida; Zingiberales; Musaceae
Product: GDSL esterase/lipase At3g26430-like
Exons: 6
Coding region: 37-1383 (448 amino acids)
Molecular function (GO): hydrolase activity, acting on ester bonds
Source: RefSeq, a predicted model, not a curated record